Messenger RNA from Acanthopagrus latus (yellowfin seabream), 2066 nucleotides. Its product is annotated as leucine rich adaptor protein 1-like. The transcript has 2 exons. The coding region runs from base 247 to 858 and encodes 203 amino acids. The record is from RefSeq and is a predicted model, not a curated record. Gene Ontology annotation, biological process: positive regulation of canonical NF-kappaB signal transduction. NCBI's taxonomy places the organism in Eukaryota, Metazoa, Chordata, Actinopteri, Spariformes, Sparidae.
UUUAAGUGUCUCACUACUGGUCGGGCGGCGGACUGGGAGGUGUGUCGGAGAAGCAGCGGGGCAGCGGACCCGGUGUGAAGUGUUUUUGGCUCCACACUGAGACCUGCGACCGGCUCGGAUAAAGUUGUGACGAAGGAGCGCGCGAACAACUUUGGAGCGAGUCUUGGAUAGAAGCUCGCGCGCGUCUCCCCAGCUAAUCAUCUCGGAGCUCGCGACUCGAACGUCUCCUCUGUUUGACAGCCUGCGAUGGACGAGGACGGCGGCGUGUUGCCCGAGCUGAGGGACAUAGAGACGAAGCUGGGUCGAAAGGUCCCGGACAGUCUCGUUCGCUCUCUGGUUGGAGGACAACACCAGGACGAGCGCGAGAAGUCAGCGGCGGCGGCGCACGUGACGAGCCGCAAAUGUCGUAGCAACAACGCGGACUUGAAACGACUCGAGGGCAAGAUGCUGUUCCUGAAACAAGAAAUGGCACAUCUGCGAGCCAUCGAUGUGAAGCUGAUGCAGCAGCUGAUGUCCAUCAACGAGGGCAUCGAGUCCAUCCGUUGGAUGAUCGAAGACAAAGGAGGCGUGGCCAGCCAAGAGGGCAGCCUGACGGGCAGCUUGUACAGCCUGUCGGACAGCCAGGACGGUACCUCACUGCGAGGCAGCUUCAACAGCCUGAAUGACGGUAACAGCGACGGGCUUGACAGCCUGUCUGUGGGUAGUUACUUGGACACUCUAGCGGAGGACCUCUCGGACAACCCGUCACCGACGGAUCUGGACUGUUUUGUGGAUAAAGCGGUUAUCGACGGUGAUGGUUUCAGCAAAUCGCCACUGAAACUCAGGGUGGAAUCGGAUGAAUACUACUGCUUUGGAUAAUGAUAAGCUAAACGCGGUGGUUCCAGAGACUACUGAGAUGUUUUGUGAAGAAAGAUUUAUAAGUUAACACAGCUGUCAGAAUAUUUUUUUUCCCCCCACGUGCUUCACAUUAUUUUCAUAUUAGCAACAGCCAAGAUGUUGGCAAGACUUACCAAAUGACUCAUGUUUUAUACCUUGAAACCAGGUUAAUUAUGAUGGAUUGAACACACCUCAUGAAACCGUUGCCUCUUAAAGGGGCAGUAGGUGAUUCUGGAGAAAGACCAUUUGUUCUGUCAUAUUUGUCAGCCUUAGAAAGAGACUCGGCAGUCAAUCGUCGUUCUCGAGACUCUCCUGCUUCUCCUGAAAACAUCUUAACGAUUCUUUGUCUUAAUAUUUUACCAUGCAGGUCAACUAAAUUGAAAAGGUGCUCUAUUGUGCUUGAAGAUUGUAUUUAUUGUGGAAUCCUUCAGUACCUCAGCGGUUUGUUCCUCACAGAUUCUUCCCAGCCUGAAGAGGGAGUGAAUGAGAGUAGCAACAUCAGCUGAACAGCAAACUUCCGUCUGUAUCUGUGGGGAAUUCGACUUUGUGUUAGGUCAACCACAAUCAGCUGAUCUAGGUAAAGGAGUAGAUUAGGAUUUAGCAGCCAUUUGGAAAAUUGGACAUUUCAUGCUGAGUGAUUCGAGAGGGUAAACUCUCUAACAUGGUAAGUGUUUCAGCAAGUGCAAUUUGCUUCGAUGCCAAAUUCUGAGCACCACCUACUGUAACUGUUAAGCUUUUAAUUAUUUUUUACUUACACGAUUUGACUGAUGGUUAAACUAAACCCCCCUCUGCGAUGGUGUACGUGUACAGCACACACAAGAGAUUAGUAGCACAUUCAAAGCACAGAUGCUUGACUGAAAACCAAAGCAAUUUGAUUGUCUUAUAGAUAACUUAGGCCCGAGGCAAGAGCCUGUUAACACCAGAUGGAUGGGAGAUUUGCUGAUGGUGGACAUAUGUGAAACACAUGUUUGCUUUGUGGGCACAUUUUAAUUCUCCGUUGCCAAAACAGUAGGUUUAAGGAGAGCUAUACAUUACUGUGCAUUCAUGUGUUGUUUUGGCUUUAAACUCCUCGUUGAUUUUUUUUUUUUUUUUGUGUUUUUUCUUCGGCUGUUUUUAAAAGAAAUGCGUUUUUAUUGAUUGCUGUUGAUUUUGUCUUGGAAAUGAGAUAAUAUAUUGUGAUUUUCCUCUUG